AUGAAGACAGUGGCAACCGUUUGCUUCUUAUUGUUACAUUUCAGUGCUCUUUCCAGGGCUUUAACCCGGGAGUAUUAUUUUGGAAUUAGGGAAAUCAAUUGGAAUUAUGCUCCAAGUGGCAAAAAUGUAAUUGCUGGUCUAACCAUCAACAAUGAUGAGCAUGCAUCUGUCUACCUGAAACGAAGUCCUACCAGGAUAGGGAGUAUCUAUAAGAAAGCUGUGUACAUAGAGUAUACAGAUGGCAAUUAUACCAAGGAGGUUCCUAAACCGGAAUGGUUGGGAUUCCUAGGACCAAUGAUAAAGGCUGAACAAGGCGAUGUCGUCAUUAUUCAUCUGAAGAAUUUUGCUUCUCGACCUUACACACUUCAUGCACACGGUUUCACCUACACUAAAGAAAACGAAGGUGCAUUUUAUCCUGACAACUCCACUGCCAGAGAGAAACUAGAUGACCAUGUAAACCCAGGAACAAACUACACUUACAAGUGGGAUUUAACAGAAGAUCAAAGCCCAGCUGAGAGUGACAUAGACUGUUUGACAAGGAUUUAUCACUCACAUAUUGAUGCACCCAAGGAUGUUGCAGCUGGACUUAUUGGACCUUUGAUUAUUUGCAAAAAAGGUGUUCUAACUGGCAAGAAGCAUCAGAAUAAGGCAGCGAAUGAAGAGUUUGCCUUAAUGUUCUCAGUGGUCGAUGAAAACCUCAGCUGGUAUCUGAAAGACAAUAUCAGAACUUAUUGCACGACUCCAAAUAAUGUGAAUAUAGAGGAUGAAGACUUCAUGGAAAGUAACCAAAUGCACUCCAUUAAUGGAUAUGUCUAUGGAAACCUCCCUGGCCUCUCUAUGUUCACUGGGGACAAAGUGGUCUGGUAUCUGUUUGGAAUGGGAAAUGAGGUGGACAUACACUCUGCCUAUUUCCUUGGGCAGUCCCUGAUCGAUAGGCAUCAGCAUGUUGAUACCAUCAGCCUAUUUCCUGCCACGUUUGUCACAGCUGUAAUGGUGCCCAAGAAUCCAGGAAAGUGGCUGCUCAGUUGUCAAGUCAAUGACCAUGUAGAAGCUGGAAUGCAAGCCUUAUUUGAAGUUGUAGACUAUGUAAAGAAAACCAAAAAGCCUACGAGUGUAGGAAAUGAAAGACGCUAUUACAUUGCUGCAGAGGAAAUCAUCUGGGACUAUGCACCAUCUGGUCUGGACCAAUUCACAGCAAAGCCUUUAACCAGUCCACACAGUGAUUCUGUGACAUUUUUUGAAAAAGGAGAGAAAAGAAUUGGAGGAAAAUACAAAAAAGCUGUUUACAGAGAAUACACAAGUGACACUUUUAAAAUGCAGAAGCAGCGGACGCCACAGGAACAGCAUCUUGGAAUACUUGGACCUGUCAUUAAAGCCGAAGUUGGGGAUAGGAUCAAGGUGACCUUCUGGAACAAUGCCAGCCACACGUACAGUAUUCAAGCUCACGGAGUCCUCUAUGACAAAGAUUCUGAAGGAGCCAAAUACCAAACGUCCACAUCGGGAAUCGUGGCUCCGCCUCCUCGCUCGCCUUUUGUCCAGCCCGGUCAAACGUUUAUUUAUGAAUGGAGCGUUCCAAAGGAGUAUGGUCCGAGUGAGAAUGAUCCAAACUGCCUGACUUGGCUCUACUCUUCAGCUGUGGAUUCCAUAAAGGACAGUAGCUCUGGUCUGGUUGGUCCUCUCAUUGUGUGCAAGAAGAACACCCUAAACUCUCAAGGGAAGCAGAAAAAUGUGGACAAGGAAUUCUAUUUGCUAGCGACGGUGUUUGAUGAGAAUCUCAGCUGGUAUUUAGAUGACAACAUCAAGAUGUUUACAACUAACCCCAAAGCUGUCAAUAAGGACGAUGAGGACUUUCAAGAAUCAAACAAAAUGCACUCCAUCAACGGAUACAUGUAUGGCAAUCAGCCAGGUUUGGAGAUGUGCAAAGGAAACAUAGUGUCCUGGCAUAUGUUUGGUCUUGGAUCAGAAGUUGAUAUCCAUGGGAUUUAUUUCCAAGGCAACACUUUCACCAAGCAAGGAAUCAGAAGAGACGUGAUCAAUCUAUUCCCACACAUCUCAGCCACAAUUAUCAUGCAACCCGACAGUGCAGGAGUAUUUGAAGUGUCCUGCAAGACGACAGACCACUUCGCUGGAGGCAUGAAGCAGUUUUACACGGUGAAUAAAUGCUCCAUGUUUGAUUUGCCGGAUCUGUUUUACUCCGAGAAGAAAUACUACAUUGCAGCUGUUGAAAUUGAAUGGAACUAUUCACCUUCCAGGCAGUGGGAACUUGAAAUGCAUCACUUCCACCACCAAAGUCCUGGAACCCCUUAUGUAGUGCGAGGAAAUGUGACCAUUGGUCCCAAGUAUAAGAAAGUUGUCUAUCGGGAAUAUACUGAUAAGACAUUUACUAAACAGAAGAAGAGAACCACAGAAGAAGAACAUCUGGAAAUUCAAGGCCCACUACUUCACGCAAAAGACGGGGACAAGCUCAAAAUUGUGUUCAAGAAUUUGGCCUCGCGGCCCUAUUCCAUUCAUGCACAGGGAGUGAAAACAGACAAUCCUUCCAUCAAAUACACACUUCCAGGUGAGACAGAAACAUACAUUUGGAAGAUCCCUCAAAGAUCUGCUCCUGAGGAUGGAGAGUCUCGUUGUAUUCCGUGGGCAUAUUACUCAACUGUAGAUCCAAUUAAGGAUCUGCAUAGUGGUCUGAUAGGGACACUGGUAACCUGCCGCAAAAAGUUUUUGGAGUCUUUUGGCUUAACAAAAUCUGAGCCACAAGAGUUCGCUCUUCUCUUCCUGGUUUUCGAUGAGAAUGAAUCAUGGUAUCUGGAUGAAAAUAUUAAAAGAUAUUGCCUCAAACCGAAUCAAGUUAACAAGGCGGACGAAGAUUUUCUUGAGAGCAAUAAAAAACAUGCUAUAAAUGGCAUGCUCUAUGGAAACUUGCAGGGACUGGAUAUGCAAGUUGGUGACAAGGUGUACUGGUAUCUCACUGGAAUGGGUAAUGAGGUAGACUUGCACUCAGUGCAUUUCCAUGGACACAGCUUUUACUAUAAGGUCAAGGGACAAUACCGUGGAGAUGUGUACGAUCUUUUUCCAGGAACAUUUCAGACUGUGGAAAUGGUACCGCAGCAUCCUGGAACCUGGCUUCUUCACUGCCAUGUCGCUGAUCACAUCCACGCUGGUAUGGAGACAACCUACACAGUCCAUGAGAAACCAGAGAAAACCAGCUUUUUUGGAAAGAUGUUUGGUGGAAGCUCUGGCUAAUUAUAGAACUUGAAUCCUUCCUGAUCAAG
This is a messenger RNA of Hemiscyllium ocellatum (epaulette shark), 3269 nucleotides long. It is a transcript of the gene cp, whose product is annotated as ceruloplasmin. Gene Ontology annotation, cellular component: plasma membrane. Gene Ontology annotation, biological process: iron ion transport. Bases 1 to 3240 code for a protein of 1079 amino acids. Gene Ontology annotation, molecular function: oxidoreductase activity; copper ion binding. The record is from RefSeq and is a predicted model, not a curated record. Lineage: Eukaryota; Metazoa; Chordata; Chondrichthyes; Orectolobiformes; Hemiscylliidae. The transcript has 19 exons.